Messenger RNA from Echinostoma caproni, 333 nucleotides. The record is from the annotation of a GenBank genome assembly. Lineage: Eukaryota; Metazoa; Platyhelminthes; Trematoda; Plagiorchiida; Echinostomatidae.
AUGCUAACUGAACAGACUCGGCACAAACUGGAUCAGGCGCUGAGUCGACUGGAGCUCACUCUACUCGCACAGAUUCAUGUGUUCCUGGACUGGCGUCAAAUUGGGCUGCGCGUCAAUCCACUAAUCAUGGCUAACUGUUCCAAGGCUCGCAAAUCCGCCCCGAGUGGUCAACGCCCACAGGGAUUGCUGCUUGAUCCGGAUUCGGUGGAAGCCUCAAUGAUGAAAGUUCAAUCGUUGAAAAAUGACUGUCCCAGUGGACUGCAAAUCCGAUAUUUGCAACAUGCAACCUAUUUGAAGCCGGCUUGUGUUGUUUUGGGCUUGGACUUUGAUUGA